This is a messenger RNA of Mastomys coucha (southern multimammate mouse), 2017 nucleotides long. RefSeq names its product mercaptopyruvate sulfurtransferase (gene Mpst). Gene Ontology annotation, cellular component: mitochondrion. The record is from RefSeq and is a predicted model, not a curated record. Lineage: Eukaryota; Metazoa; Chordata; Mammalia; Rodentia; Muridae. Bases 847 to 1740 code for a protein of 297 amino acids. Gene Ontology annotation, biological process: transsulfuration. The transcript is spliced from 3 exons. Gene Ontology annotation, molecular function: thiosulfate-cyanide sulfurtransferase activity.
GUGGAAAAGGGAUUAAUUUCUCAUCUGAAGCCCAAAGUGGUGGGAGCUGCCUCAGUUUACCUGUCCAUCCUUGAAGCCUUAUGCUUGUUGUUGUUGUUGUUAUAAAUUGUCUUGGGCUUCAAUUUUUACCACUUCAUUGUAAAUUUAUAUAAAUGCCAAUAGGCAAAAUAUCUGGAAAUAGAGCAUGGCUCUUGCAAACUGGCUGUACACCACCUCUCUAGUCUAUUCUGUUUCCCUGGAAUGCUUUUCUCUUGGACUUCCCUCCCUGUUUUUUUGUUUUUUUGUUUGUUUGUUUUGAACAUCGAUCCUGCCCUAAAAUACUGUCAUGGUGUAUUGCAAAAAUUCAAACACUGUUUAGCAUUUUCCCAGCAUACUCUGAGCCUUGAGCUUGACAGUAGUGGAGAGAAGGUACCAGGAGGGUCUAGGUAGGGAGAUGUUCUUCAGUGCCUGCCCCCAUGGGUGGGGUACAUAGGUUCACCCUAGCUUAGGAUGUCCUGGGCCCGUCCUAUGUGUCCUGAUGGACUUCCAGAGAGCCACUCUCCCCUGGGAUCCUGGCUCUCCAAGCACAAAGAAACCUAGUCUCUUUCUGGUCCCCCAGAAAGAGAAAAACCAUAGCCUAGCCUCUCUGACCCUCUUUCUGCUGCCUCGGGUCUUCUGUGAUAGCAGGGAAGGUAGUGACCUCAGACCUCUGAAGUUCCACCCCCUGGAAGUCUAAGAUAGGCCGGCUGUAGAAUCAAGAGCCAUUAGGAGAGUAAAGGACCAGAUAAGAGGUUUGCAUGUAACUUCCCUAAAUGAUCACUCAAAGAAGCUGUUUAUAGGCCCCGCAAUCCGAGCAUUUCCUAGGCCAUGGCCGCCCCGCAGCUUUUCCGAGCUCUCGUGUCUGCGCAGUGGGUGGCGGAGGCUCUGAAGGCCCCGCGCUCAUCGCAGCCGCUGAAGUUACUGGACGCCUCCUGGUACCUACCCAAGCUGGGGCGCGAUGCGCGACGCGAGUUUGAGGAGCGCCACAUCCCGGGCGCCGCCUUCUUCGACAUCGAUCGUUGCAGCGACCACACGUCCCCCUACGACCACAUGCUGCCUAGCGCCACGCACUUCGCCGACUACGCGGGCAGCUUGGGCGUGAGCGCCGCCACGCACGUCGUGAUCUACGACGGCAGCGACCAGGGCCUCUAUUCCGCUCCCCGGGUCUGGUGGAUGUUCCGCGCCUUCGGCCACCACUCUGUGUCGUUGCUGGACGGAGGCUUCCGCCACUGGCUGAGUCAGAACCUGCCAAUCAGCUCCGGCAAAAGCCACUCGGAGCCAGCGGAGUUCUGCGCAAAGCUCGAUCCCUCCUUCGUCAAGACCCACGAGGACAUCCUGGAGAACUUGGAUUCUCGGCGCUUCCAGGUGGUGGACGCCCGCGCAGCUGGCCGUUUCCAAGGCACCCAGCCGGAACCCCGAGAUGGCAUCGAACCUGGCCACAUCCCUGGCUCGGUAAACAUCCCGUUCACUGAAUUCCUGACCAAUGAAGGUCUGGAGAAGAGCCCAGAGGAGAUCCAGCGCCUGUUUCAGGAGAAGAAGGUGGACCUGUCCAAGCCUUUGGUAGCCACAUGUGGCUCCGGUGUCACAGCCUGCCACGUGGUCCUGGGGGCCUUCCUGUGUGGCAAACCCAACGUGCCUGUCUACGAUGGCUCCUGGGUAGAGUGGUACAUGCGUGCCCAGCCAGAGCAUAUCAUUUCUGAGGGCCGAGGGAAGACCCAGUGAAGCCAGGCAGGACACAGUGCAGCUCAGGUGACAGCCUGGUUACUCUGACCCUGCUUUGCCAAGAGUCCUUCCUCAGACAACUCAGGUGGUGUUUGGGGUGACAUCCCAGAGACCAGGAGUUCCAGUGAUUCAUGGGUACUCAGCAGAGAUAGCCAAGAAGGUGGCAGGCAGUAAGAGGGGAGGGAAGGAGGCCAGACAGCAGAACAACUUGCAGGGUGCUGAGCUGGGGCCCACCUAGCUUGUUUCACUAUUGGGAAAUAAAACAUCAAGCACAAAA